GACAGUAUUAAAUCUAGAGUAUGAUUUCGACAAUGAGUAGUUCCUGAAACGUGUUGUCUAACCCCAAUAGAGUUCAGAAUGUCUAUAAAUGUCUGUGUUUUUGAUAGGCUCAUUUAAGACUCAUUCAGGACAUGCAAAGUGUAUGAGAGCAAGAACGCAGAAACCUGGAAAAUCCUGUGUAGAAAGCGUAGUCUCAUGUUAGGUUAUUCCAGGUCAGAAUUUGGAAACCUGCAAACCUUUCUGAGCGUCUUUUAUAAAACAGGCUUCAGAUGUGCUGAAUGCAUCGAAAAGCUUUCCCGUUCUGACGCCGGAUAUUGCAUCUACAGUAAUGACUGGUACGGCUGUAGGUUUGAUCCUCAUGGUCUUUGAUUUUUCCAGGCUGAUACACAGGCCGAUCUUAAUGGCUUCGUGGUUGAUGUGAUAUAAACUGUGCUAAUGAUUGUUCACAAAUGGCAACAUAAUUCUCAUGCUGUCCAAAUGAAUUUGUGCUGCAAAUAAAACUUUGGUAAUGCUCUGUUUCACAAGGAGUUUGAUAACUGCCAGGUUGAAUGUUUGAAAGGAAAGAGUUACUGAGAUUACAAGUAAACUUUUUUUCAUUAGUCUUUUUUUCAGUAGACGUUGAUGCUUUAAACUGUUUUUGUAUUUUUUUUUUCUUCUAGACCUGAUUGAGGAGAGUCAAGAGCUGAUUUGGAAAAGAAAAAGCAGAAUGAGAAAGAUCAUGAUUUAAAAAUUGGAGAAAAGAUGGAAUCUAACAGUUUUUUAAUCUGCCGUCUUUGUGGAAAGAGCUUCAAUCGAAAACAAAACCUUACGCUCCAUAUGCGAGUCCAUACUGGAGAAAGACAUUUUAUCUGUAAACAGUGUGGAAAGAGUUUCACUCAAAGUGGAAACCUUAAAAUUCACAUGAGAAUUCACACCGGAGAAAAGUCUUAUAUUUGCUCUCAGUGUAGACAGAGAUUUACAAAUAAAGGCAACUUAAUUUACCACAUGAGAACUCACAGUGAAGAGAGCUUGUUCACCUGCCCACAGUGUGGGAAGAAUUUCCCUCAAAAACAAAACCUGGCAACCCACAUGAGGAUUCACACGGGAGAGAAGCCAUACAUUUGCACUCAGUGUGGAAAGGAUUUUACUCAUAAAAGCAACCUUAAUUACCACAUGAGUACCCACAGUGGAGCGAAGCCUUAUACUUGCUCUCAGUGUGGACAGAAAUUUGCAAAUAAAGGCAACCUUAAUUCCCACAUGAGGAUUUACUCUGGAGAGAAGCCUUACACUUGCCUUCAGUGUGGAAAGAGUUUCGCUCAUAAAUCCACUCUUAAUAAACACAUGUUAAGUCAUACAGGAGAGAAGCGGUUUGCAUGUGCUCAAUGUGGAAAGAGUUUUGCUCAUAAACACACUCAUAAUAACCACGUGAGAAGUCACACAGGAGAGAAGCAGUUUGCAUGUGAUCAAUGUGGAAAGCGCUUCACAACAGAACUAAGCCAUAGAUACCACAUGACCAUUCACACCAUGUGGUCUGUUGAAAGCGCUAUAUAAAUGCAGUCCAUUUACCAUAAAGUAGGCCUAAAUUACCACAUAAGGACUCUCUCAGGAGAAAAAUGUUUUAUAUGUCAUCUAUGUGGGAAGAGUUUUAAAAAUUCACAUGAGAGAUCACGCUGAAGAUAAUUCCUUCACCUGCAAAACUUAGUGAACGUUCACUGCUGCUGAGUGUGAACCAAAUCUGAUUGUACACCUUUUAUUUUCAACAUUCACCUCUAUCUACAUUAUCCACCUAUGUUGAGGCUACAUCUGACCAUCUCCUUUGCUGUAGUUUCAAGCAUUUAUAUUUACAUUUAUUCCAAAUUAACUUAGAAAUUUUGUAAUAAUAUUUAUUUAAAUAAAGAUUUGAAUAGAAAAGGAAUAUCGAACAAGUGUGUGUGUGUGUGUGUGUGUGUGUAUAUGGACCUCCACUGUGGACUUUAAUUGAAUACCCCGGUAUAGAGGCAUCAUUCCAUUUCAUACAUUCAUAACUUGGAAUCAAAAUAGUAGUUGAAAUUCGGUCAUGCUGUGAAAUGCCACACUGUAUAACUGAAUUAUAAUAUUAAUGAUGUUCAUAUAAAUAAAAUUAAAAGCUGAAUGAAAUAAAGAUUUUUACACUACAUUUUCUGAUUAAUCUUAGUGAGAGAAUGUACUGGUAAUACACUCAUCUGAUGAUGUCAUGAAGAUAUUUCCGUCAAGUUGGCACCCCAUAAAAAGAAAUAAUCUAUAAAACUAUGCUAUUCACUGAUUUGUGUCGCAAAAACGAGUGUUUGUGCUGGUUUGGUGUUUGAGAUAUCAAACAUUUUCUUUCACCGUGUGAUGUCACCCUCCACCCCAUGUUGCCCAAAAUCGCUCCAAAUCGGCCCAGUUAGUUUAUGUUGGGUCUGUGCCAUUAAAACAAAUGCUUUAUCUAUUUUCCUUCCUUAAACUGGGGUGGGGAGUGACGUCACCAAUCCCUUCUCUCUAAAACUGGUGUCAUUCAUUUGUGCUUGAUUACCGUAUUUUCCGGACUAUAAGUCGCACUUAUUUUCAUAGAUGGGGUGGUCCCGUGACUUAUAGUCAGGUGCGACUUAUUUUUCUAAAUUAAUUUUACAUAAACCAAGAGAAAUGAACCAAGAGAAAA
Carassius auratus (goldfish) is the source of this 2635-nucleotide messenger RNA. Its product is annotated as gastrula zinc finger protein XlCGF8.2DB-like. The record is from RefSeq and is a predicted model, not a curated record. NCBI's taxonomy places the organism in Eukaryota, Metazoa, Chordata, Actinopteri, Cypriniformes, Cyprinidae. Bases 742 to 1530 code for a protein of 262 amino acids. The transcript has a single exon.